UUGACAAAUAAGAUGUCAAUAAUAAUUAUGUUUACAAACAAUUCUGCUCAUCUGUAAAAUUUCGCUUUUAUUCGUGUCGGAGGUUCAGAUUCCGGGACUUUUAUGCAAUUUUAUAAAGACAUGGUUAAUUAUACAAACAAUACCAGCAGAAACGAAUUAGAGAGUUACAACGCCACAAUAUCAACUGUGGAUUACUGGCCGGAGUUCGGAGUGUUACAAUACUUUGAGUUCUCAUAUAUUUUGCUGAUAAUUAUUUUGGGAUUGUUUGGAAAUAUUAUUGUGAUAUCCUCCAUCGUACUAGAGAAAAAAAUUCACACGAGCGGAAAUAUUUUCAUUAUAAACUUGGCAGUUGCGGAUCUUUUGGUGUGUUCAAUAACUCUACCAUCAGUAGCCGUGAACAUUAUUAUCAAAUCUAAUGCACUCAGUCCUUUCUUAUGCGAUAUCGUUGGAUAUAUUGUUACGGCAACGUGCGCUUGUUCUGUGUGUAAUUUAUGUCUCAUUGCAGUGAAUAGAUAUUGGGCAGUCGUGCGCUCAGCUUCUUACAGACGUUUAUUCACCCGAAAAAUUGGAUUAACCAUGGCAAUAUCUGCAUGGAUAUGGUCGAUUUUACUUGUGUCUCCUACAGUACUUGGUUGGGGAGGAUUAACGUUUGAUGCCAAAGCUUUGGUGUGUGGAUGGUCGGAUACAGCAUCACUAUCUUAUUCAAUAUUUCUAAUAUUUGUCGGGGUUCUUUUACCGUUGGGAAUAAUUGCUUUCUCAUAUUAUAAAAUUUUCAGCACCGUUCGAGCGAGUGGCCGAUGGACGCGGAACUUGGCAUCAAACGGAAAUAGUCUUAAUUCUGGCGAUAGAAAACGACGAUCUAUGCAGAGAGAGCGUAGUCUAAUUUAUACACUUGUAUCAACUGUGAUUGUUUUUUGCGUAUGUUGGAGCCCUUAUGCAAUACACGUUUUAAUUGAUCCUGAACACAUAUCACCACACGCCAAGAAGGUUCUUGUUUGGCUGGCAUUAAGUAACUCCAGCGUCAAUUUUAUUAUUUAUGGAACUCUAAAUCCUGCUUUCAAGAAAAGAUAUCGUAAAUUAUUUCAAUUUAUAUUCCGUUGCAUCAAGAGAGGAACUUCGUCCAGACGACAAAGUGCGAGUGGCUGUAGUUCUCCAGGGACAGGAGAUCGUUCUGGGAUUAAAAACGCAGGAAAUUCUCCAAUCGCGCUUCGAGAGCUCAAUCGACCAUCGGAAAGUCGUGAAUAUAAUUUAAUAAGAGCACUCAACAAUUCCACGGUAGAUUCCCAGACACGGGAUGAAUUGAAGGUUUUCAAAGGCGUCAGGUUGGCCUAAUUGGCAACAUUUAGAAUAUUACAGCAGAUGUCGAGUGACCUGGUUCAACGAAUUCUACUUACUGCUUGAUGAUUUUAUUUAUUUAUCUAAAUAUAUCUCAACAGCAUAUGUUUAUUUCGCGGGUACAGAAUUACCAAUGAAAAGACAAUAUUUAUGACAACACGUUUUGCGUUUGAUAAAAAAAUACAGGGGCGUGAUCUUAUAACAGGUUAUUUCUCUACUCAUUAAGGACAAGCAAAAUAUACUGAGAGAAUUCAUAUCAACUGUUUUUAUAUACAAAAUAAUUUAUAUAUACAAAGUUUAUAGUUUACGAAUAUUAGGUCAUUCAAGGCAUAUUACUAA
This is a messenger RNA of Styela clava, 1674 nucleotides long. RefSeq names its product melatonin receptor type 1B-A-like. Gene Ontology annotation, cellular component: membrane. Gene Ontology annotation, molecular function: G protein-coupled receptor activity. Lineage: Eukaryota; Metazoa; Chordata; Ascidiacea; Stolidobranchia; Styelidae. Gene Ontology annotation, biological process: G protein-coupled receptor signaling pathway. The record is from RefSeq and is a predicted model, not a curated record.